AUGCCAAAAUUGAUGAAACCUAAGGGGGGAAAAGAUUCUAACACAAAGGAAAUUCUUAUAAAAUUCAUGAAAACUACAUCAAUACGUGGACUUCCUAGAAUAAUCAAUAGCGAAAGUAAAACAUGGCGUAUGGUACAUAUUGUAUUCUUCCUGUCGGCCUUGACAUUGACUACAUACAUGGUACAACAGACCUUGACAGACUAUUUUCAAUAUCAUGUAAGCACCAAAACAUAUAUUAUCAGAGAUGGGGAAAAUGCCUACUUUCCAGAUAUAACACUAUGUAAUAUUAACCCCCAUAGCGAUAAAUUUGAGGACUAUCUCAGAGAUGUGUUGUUAAAAGCUUUAAAUAAAUCAGACAUUGAUACAUCAGGGUUAAAUGACAAUGAUAUAUUUGACAUUUGGAAAACUGUUGAGAAACAGGGGAUGAAUGGCUGGUUGAACAAUAUAACCAAUAGUUUGACAUUUGUCCAUACAUCAUUAACGUCUCGGCAACAGGAGAUGAGUGGCCACAAGAAGGAAGACUUCAUAAGAGAUUGUAAUAUGAUGGCUUGGUACGGUGAGGAAGAACAGGCUUGUAAAAUGGACCAUAUUAUUCUUCACAGAGAUUUGCAAAAAUUAAACUGUUAUACAUUUCAACUGCAGACACAACAAGAUAAGCUACAAAUGCGAAAAACGUGUGGAGUUUCAUUUGUUUUAUUCCUGGCCCCAACAAAGCAUUUUGUGUUUCCCGAAAUCCCAAAAUAUUUUCCCUCAAGUAAUGGAGUGAUCGUGUACAUACAUGAACCAAACACUAUGCCAUCUAAGUCAAAAGGCUUUACUGUAUCCCCUGGUUUUGAAACAAGAGUCAGCAUGAGUGUUGUUCACUCAAUCCAACAACCAGCACCAUAUGGGAAUUGCAAAGAGGAUUUUGAAAAUAUUAAGAGUGGUGACCGUGAGUUUGUGUAUGAAUAUGACACUUGUAUUGCAAAAUGCGCACAGGAAGCAAUCACCAAAACCUGUAGAUGUCUAUGGGAAGAAGCUCCCCCCUUUGGUGAUUAUUCAUAUUGCAAAAAUGUAAGCUUACCUAUCAAGACACUCAUAAACAAUAUGAAGUGUCAGUAUGACGCUUCAACAAAGCUGGUAUCAAGUUACAACAGUGGCCAAAAGCUCUGCAAUCAUUGUAAAGACAAAUGCAAAAAAUAUACAUAUCUGAACUCAAUCAGUCAGUCUGUAUGGCCAGAUGUCUCAACACACCUUGGAAUAUACAAGCAAUAUAUCCAAAAUGUUACCAAAUACAAGGAUUUCUUCACAGAAUAUGAAGAACUUCUGAUAGGUAAAGGGAAAAAUCUUAACAUGACAGAGAAAUACACAAAGCUGAGAGCUUAUAAUCGUGUAAAAGAUAGCUUGAUUAAACUCGAUGUCAUGCUGAACAGUAAGGAUGUUAUGACAUAUGAACAAAAGAAAAUUUGGACACCAGUCAGUCUCUGUGCAUCACUGGCAGCUACUCUGAUCUUUGGAAUAGGGUUCACAUAUUUUGCAGUUGCUGAAAUACUUGAAUGCAUAUUUAACAUCAUUAAAAGUUGCUUUAAAUCUAGAAAGAACACGAGAGAUUUUCAGAGCGAACCAGAUAGAGAUGACAUAAAGAUGGAGAAUUUAGACCACACUGAGUACAACACUAGCACGCUUUCAUGA
This is a messenger RNA of Owenia fusiformis, 1671 nucleotides long. The record is from the annotation of a GenBank genome assembly. NCBI's taxonomy places the organism in Eukaryota, Metazoa, Annelida, Polychaeta, Sabellida, Oweniidae.